UUUCUUUAAAAAUAAGCUAAUUUAUUAAGAAUGAAAUCGCUGGUUCCCAAUAAUGAGUUAACACAAGCAUUUAAGCUGAGCAAAUGAUUGUGGGAACCAUCAUUUGUUGACGGAAGCUGCUAAUUGUCAAGUCCAGAAAGACAUAAGAAUCAGCACUGCACAAGAUAGCCAUCCAUGAUGAAUGAAAUCUCUGUGAAUAUUGUGUGCGAGCUCUCAGAGGAUGAGGCACAACAGUUCAACGUGAUCACACAAGACCGCAAUAGUGUCGUGGGCCUCAUAAGAAAAGUGUGCAAGGAAAACAACAUUCUAAUGAAAAAUUCCAUGGCCUUAAAGAAUAAGAAGGGAAAAAUUCUUCAAUGGUCACAGACAUUGUUACACUGUGGUGUAAGGGAUGGGGAUGUAUUGUACCUUACAAAUGAAGAGGAGGUGGGCGUGCGUGGAAGUUGCAGGUGGAACAAUUGGUGGUUUGUAGCCGCUAUCAGUCUGCUGAUAGGUGGGGUAGGGAUCAUUGCUAUCACACUACUCUUCUCAAGAAACGGACAACCCCAGUAUCAGUAUGGGGUGGUUUUGGACGCAGGAUCUACUCACACCAUGCUAUUUGUGUACAAAUGGGAUGCACGCAAGAAAGACAAUACAGCUUUAGCACAGCAGAUAAACAGCAUCCCUGUCGCUGGGGAUGGACUAACCUCAUACCAGGACAAUGCAACGCUGUUGUCGGGUCCAUUGUCGGAUUGCCUGAUAAAGGCCAAGUUGUACGUCCCCUCUGAGUCCAGGGGAGCUACACCAAUAUUUAUGGGAGCUACAGCAGGGAUGAGAAUGCUCAAUGAGGUGUAUCCAAACAAGAGUGACGCCAUUCUGGCUCAGGUUCGGGCCACCAUCAGCGCCAACAGCUCACUGUACUUUCCUGACCCGGCUGCGCAGGCUCGCAUAAUAAGCGGGCAAGAGGAGGGGACGUUUGGGUGGAUUACCACUAACUACUUGUCUGGAAACCUAGGAGUUACACCAGCCAUGAACCUGGCCCUGGGAGACUCAGACUAUGAGGAGACGACCAUCGGGGCCCUAGACAUGGGCGGGGCCUCAACACAGAUCACGUUCUACACACCCGACCACGCCCAGAUUCCAGUGGGAUACCGGGAAGACCUUGACCUCUACGGGAAACCCUACACGGUGUACACGUACAGUUAUCUUUGCUAUGGAAUCAAUGAGGCCAUGCGUCAGUACCAGGCCAUUCUUGUGAAGGACCAGGGUUACAACACAUCAGAAGUACUGAAUCCAUGCGGACCGAAGGGUUACAAUACAACAAUUUCAUACUCGGACAUAUUUGAAGCCCCAUGUGCCAACAAGUUUCUAACAAACUUCAAAUCAUUUCUACCGCUGGAUAAAGAUGAAGCUGUUUCAAACUAUACAUUCCUUGGUACUGGAAAUAUCUCGCAGUGUCAGACGUACGUGCGGCAGCUGUUUAACUUCGAUGCCCAUUGCAUGUAUCCCCAAUGCACUUUCAACGGAACAUAUCAGCCGCCCCUACAUGGCAGAUUUUAUGCAUUUUCGAGUUUCUUCUAUGAGAUGGAUUUCCUGAACCUGACCAACCAGGCCUCCCGUCUUGAAGAAUUCCAAACCAGUCUGGGCGGUCUGUGCAACCUCACCUGGGACCAGGUGAAGGUCAUUCCAACGCGCAAUCAGAGCAUGCUGGGAUGGUACUGCUUCGAGGGCCACUACAUUCACACCCUGCUUAUAGAUGCAUACAAGUUCGACAACAAAACAUGGAGUAAUAUCAAGUUUGUCCAAAAAAUUAACAACACAGAUGUAGGUUGGACCCUUGGCUACAUGUUGAACUCAAGUCUUGUUAUCGAGCCCAAGCGCACUCAAGACUUCAUCUCCGUUACAGCUUUUUCUCUCCUCACAGUGUUAUUUGGAAUAUUUCUGCUUUUAUCUGUCGCGUUUGGUUGUUACGCUAGAAAGUACCAGACAUCAAACACUAUUUAUGACCGUCUUCCGACCUAUGGUGCUGUUUAAGCCUUUUAUUGCAUUGCAUUCUAUGAUUAUUAGCUGCAUCAUGUGAAAAUGGGUCUUAUGCCAUAUGCGGUUAGCGUAGCUACAGAUCAGGCUGAUCAUCAGUGCAGUCUGGUCAGAAGCUACUCUGUUCGGUAAUGAGACAUAAAAUCUUAAGUCAAUUUAUAACCUUUAUAGCUUUAAGGGACUCAUAAGAUCUAUUUUUGCAUGACGCAGCCAAUCUAUCUUCGUGCAUCACAGUGUGGGAACAAAGUCUCUCUUCGCAAAUGACAUUGAAGUGUUGCCUUAAUGAACAAAAGUUAAUCACUUACUUUGUUAGUUUGUAUUUGCAUUGCAUAUUACACUUUUGUACUUAUUUUGUUUGUAAUACAUAGUUCUUAACUGAGUGAUCAGUAUUAUUUAUGUGCUAGCUAGCUGAUAAGCAUUUGGCUAACUUGAGAAUGCUGUCUUGUUUGUUAUUUACAGAACAUAAGUGCUUUGUUGAAUGAUAAGAAUAUGCAAUGUGAUAAUAAGUUUUGUCAUUAUAUGAUAUCUUGUUGUAAUGUUGAAAUAAUUACACACAGUUUUGUGUGUUCCACUGUUAAGAAUAUCACUUAAUUGUGUGUUUCUUUCCAGUAGGAUGUACACGGUAAUUCUAAAAUAUAAGUGCAGCGGUAUGAUUUAUGAACAACCUCAGUGGAGGGCAAUGCCCUUACAAGUUUCUUUAUUUGUAUAGAAAUCUAGCAAAGUUAAUAACUAUUUGAAAAAUAGGUUUGACGUUGAAAGGGAGGAUGUAAUUUACUAUUUAUUUGUUACUGAACUUUUUUAAAAUAAUUUUUAUGUUAUUAAAUGCAUUACAUUAAACUUUGAACGUAUUAUAUUGUGAAUGCAUUUGUACAUUUGUUUUAUAUGUGAGGCUAAUUCUUGGUGAACAUACACAACACCAAAGAUAUGUGUUAUUAUUCCUGAUUAUGUAUUAGAUUCCCACCUCUUCACUUUAUAAAUAUGAAAUCAAAUUUGAUUGGUUUAUGAAUGUUGUACGAUCAGUGUUACAUCUAACAUACAUGUACAUUCUUUUUGGGAAUGAUAUUGUUGAUUACUUUUGUAUUUCCAUCUUUAGAUACUACUGUUGUUUUUUAAUACAAUUUUUGCCCAGUACAGCAAACUUAUGUUUCCUAUUGAAGUUUGUUUAUCUUAAAAUGAAAGUGCAUGAGCAGGUCACUUGCAAAUUUAUUUACAAAGAUAUUUAUUUAGAAUUUAAUAUUUUCUAACAAUACAAUUAUUGAAAUGUAUUUUUGAAAAAUAAUACAAAACUAAAAAUACAAAAGACAAA
Dreissena polymorpha is the source of this 3322-nucleotide messenger RNA. Its product is annotated as ectonucleoside triphosphate diphosphohydrolase 8-like. The coding region runs from base 175 to 2013 and encodes 612 amino acids. Gene Ontology annotation, biological process: nucleoside diphosphate catabolic process. Lineage: Eukaryota; Metazoa; Mollusca; Bivalvia; Myida; Dreissenidae. Gene Ontology annotation, cellular component: plasma membrane. The transcript is spliced from 12 exons. The record is from RefSeq and is a predicted model, not a curated record. Gene Ontology annotation, molecular function: UDP phosphatase activity; GDP phosphatase activity.